This is a messenger RNA of Saprolegnia parasitica CBS 223.65, 1445 nucleotides long. RefSeq lists its product as hypothetical. The transcript is spliced from 2 exons. The record is from RefSeq and is a predicted model, not a curated record. Lineage: Eukaryota; Oomycota; Saprolegniomycetes; Saprolegniales; Saprolegniaceae. The coding region runs from base 1 to 1395 and encodes 464 amino acids.
AUGUCGACGACCAAGCUCUCCUGCCCCGGGGCCGCGACCAUGCUGAGCCUUCCGCAUGUCCUGACCUCGAUCGCCCAGUGCCUCCAGUCGCCUGAUGCUCUCGUCUUUCUGUCGGCGCUGCCAUUGACGUCGCUGGACACAGCACUGGCGGCGACCAAGGAGCUAUUGACGCGACCUGGUCGGUUCGUCCACACGUGGCCGCAGGUCGACCUCGAAGAGAUCAAUGAUGAUGACGAGCCACUGGUACGCGCAGCGCUGCCAGCUAUCCUGUCGGUCCACGCCUACGAUAUCUACUCCUUUGCUCCCUUGUCAGCGACGACCGACUGCGAAUCCGUGACACCGUUUCUCGAGUUUGCUGUGCAGUAUCCGCUCAAGAUGACGCACGUGGAUGGAAUAUGGCAGCGCGAAGUCGGUACUUCGGCCUUUUGCAGCUUUCUUCGGCGCUGCACCCGCCUGACGUCGAUCGACUUGACCGGGAUCGCGAACGCGGCCGACCUCCUCGCCGCCGUUUUGACGCCAACUCACCGUGUGAGCUCGCUUGUCAUCGGCACGACCUACGACUCAACGGACGGCGACGACUGGACGGCGCUUCUGUUGCCUUGGCUGGCCAGCGGGCAUGCGCGACACGCGCUCAACAACUGGGGGAGGCGCCCGAUACCCGAUAUUGCGGGGCUGGCGCGGGCGCUCGCGACGUCGUCGUCGCUUCAAGGUCUUGAUAUAAUCAACUACGACCUCCUGCUUGCGGCGCUUGUUGCAUUGAAGAUGCCACUGCGCCAGCUCACAGCACUGAACGUCAUGACAAUUUUACCCGCAUACAAGAUGCUUUCGCUGUUAGAGCUGCUGGACCUUGCCAAGCUCACGUCGCUGACGCUGGACCUUCACGGCACGGACACGUCGCAUUGGCCGCACCUUGAAAGCCUCUCGUUCAAUGACGUCGAGCUUCCCGCCGAGACCGUGGACGCUGUGCUCGCGUACCUUGGCCGCGUGCAAGGCCUUCAGAAGUUGACGAUGGUCGAAUGCUCGAUGGUCGGCACGUGCUUCUUCGAUGUGAGUCGCGCGCUUAGCCGGCUCGUCGCCAAUGGUCUGACCUUUGCGAGCUUUCAUCACGAGCGCUUUGACGACAUGAGCGCUGCUUUGGUUGCACUCGUGCUGCACGAAGGUCGCAACGUAUCGCCCCUUAAGUUGUGCCUCUGGGGCAACGACAUCACCAUCAAAGGCGUCCGCGUGCUUUUGGAAGCGCUUGCGACUUGCACGUAUGUGUGCGUUCAGAUUGAGCCCUGCGACUUUAGCCGGUUCUCGCCACACAAGGACGAAAUCCAAGCAUUUGCCGCCGCCCAUCGCAUGGUCGUGGAAUCUAAGCCCUGCACGCUGUACAGCCCGUCGACGACCUCGUAAUAACGUAGUCGGUGCUAGUCCUCAUAAUAUGGUAUCCAAUACAUUUGCAU